GAUCCUUCAGCUCCUCCUGCUGGUGUUCGUUCUACAACACAUAUUCGAUCCUCAAAAAGGAAAGAUAUGGAGCCACGUGCUCCAUGUUGGAAGCAGUUCUCAAAGUUCAAUGACAAGGACGGCAAUAAGAAGUCAAGGUGCGACAUUUGUGGGAUUGAGUAUGAUGCUGAUCCACAAAAGAAUGGAACCAAUGCCAUGAAUGCUCACAUGCGAAGAGGUUGUAGGAGCAUAAAAGGUACCACUCAGCAACUAUUGAACUUAGAGAAAACUGGGAUUGAGAAUGAGGGUGCUUUAACUAACUGGAAAUUUGAUCAAGAAGCUAUAAGAAAGGGAUUAGCUUACAUGAUCACUGUUGAUGAGCUUCCGUUCAAAUUUGUGGAGGGGAUGGGGUUUAAGUACUUCAUGUCACUAUGUUGCCCUAGGUUUAAUAUUCCUUCUAGAAGAACAAUGACUAGGGAUUGUUUUGGUUUCUAUGGUGAGAUGAAAGACAAGUUGAAAAAGUUUUUUCAAAGUUGCGAAGGAAGUGUGUGUUUGACUACUGAUGCAUGGACUUCAAACAAACAAGAUAGCUUUAUGUGCUUGACUGCUCACUUUAUUGAUCAAGAUUGGAAGUUAAGAAAGAAGAUCAUAAAUUUUGGUGAACUUAAAGGUCAUAAGGGAGUGGAUUCCCAUUAUACUACUUCUAACUUGUUUCUACAAGAAGUGCAUUCCCUAUAUCAUUUGAUUAACAAGUGGGUGGAAGAAGUUGAAAAAGAUUAUGACUUGAGUGUCAUGGCUAAGAAGAUGAAGCUAAAGUAUGAGAAGUAUUGGGGUGAUGUUGAUAAAAUGAACAAGUUACUCUACAUUGCCACUGUAAUGGACCCGAGGUACAAGCUGGGAUUUCUGGAGUACGGGUUGAAGAGGGUCUAUCCUGAAGAUGGCAAGGGAGGACGUAUGGCAGAAGAUGUGCGCAAGGCGACAUUUGAGCUCUUUGCUCACUAUGAACAAGUGUGGAAGUCAAAACAACAUAAGGGUGCUUCUACUGCUACUUUGACUCCUAUUGUGGAGGAGUGUGGUAAUGAUGUGAUUGAUGUUCUUGCUGAGUAUAAACGACAUAGAGAGCAAAUUGAUGGGGUGGUGAACAAAUCUGAGCUUGAAAGAUACCUUCGUGAAGCUGAUGAGCCGAUGGAGAUGAACUUUGAUGUAUUAGGUUGGUGGAAGGUUAAUUGUUCGAGGUUUCCAGCCCUUUCUAUGAUGGCUAAGGAUGUUCUAGCGGUCCCAAUUUCUACCGUUGCAUCCGAAUCUGCAUUUAGUGCCGGUGGGAGGAUUCUCGAUGAUUUCAGAAGUUCAUUGACUCCUAGAAUAGUGGAGGCCUUAAUUUGUAGCUCAGAUUGGAUUCGAGGUGAUUCUAGACCAUCAUUAGAUGAGGAGGACGCGGAAGAGGUUGACAAAAUAGAUGAAGAAUUGAACAAGUUGAUGGAUGCAAUAUCCAUUAGAGAUAACCUUGUUUCAUCUACUUCCACUUCGAAUGUAACAAGUGGUCGUACCGAUGGCGAUGGAUCUAGUAGUGGUUUUUGUGAUAGUUCCGAUUUCAUGCAUGAUUGAUCUCACAAGUAGGUAAUCUUAACUUUUUAGAGCAAUGGUUUUAUUCUAUUUGUAUUUAUCUCUAUAUUUAUUCAUCACUAACCAUUUUUUUCAUGUAUAAUUCUUAGGCCUUGGCUAGCAAAGGAGUCAAUUGUCCAAGAUUGAAGAAACAAGAAGUAAGGAGCAAUGAAGAACCAAGAGAUGAUAAAUGGACUUUGGAGUU
This is a messenger RNA of Linum trigynum, 1786 nucleotides long. Lineage: Eukaryota; Viridiplantae; Streptophyta; Magnoliopsida; Malpighiales; Linaceae. The record is from the annotation of a GenBank genome assembly.